Sesamum indicum (sesame) is the source of this 2010-nucleotide messenger RNA. Its product is annotated as putative receptor-like protein kinase At1g11050. NCBI's taxonomy places the organism in Eukaryota, Viridiplantae, Streptophyta, Magnoliopsida, Lamiales, Pedaliaceae. The record is from RefSeq and is a predicted model, not a curated record. Gene Ontology annotation, molecular function: protein kinase activity; ATP binding. Gene Ontology annotation, biological process: protein phosphorylation.
UUGUUCAUAAUCUUGGCAUAAAGUUGGUCUGCUUAUUUUAUUAUCUUGGAGAGAAAAGAGUUCAUUUGAACUCUCAAAAUAUGAUUCUUGAUUAUGUAGUAGUACUCAUAACUAUUGCAUGUCUCUGUGUUUUCUCUCAACCCUGUGCUUCAUCUCAGUGUCCUAUUGAUCUCAACUAUGUUCUAACAAUCUCAUGGGACUCCUCUUCUUGCAGAAACAAUAUUGGAAACACAACGUCUGAUCACACAAGCAAUUGUUGCCAGACACUUACUAGCCUUUAUGGCGUUGGCAUUGCUCAACACCUCAAGAAGACGGCUCUUUUUCGUCUGCCGGACCUCCAGACUUCCUUAUCUUGCCUCUCAGAUUUCCAGAGCAGGCUCAGCUAUCUCAACCUGCCUGAAAAUCUUACAACUUUGUGUUUUCGGCCUCAGCAGUUCGUUAACACUUCUAAUAUAUGUGCUGACAUCCAAACGAAGCAGGAUUGGCUGACGGUGUUGGGGCAGUCUAUGUCCCUGGACACAGCUUGUCGGCCUGACCUCUCAGACCUCACUGCCUGUGAUGCAUGUGUACUUGCUGGUUUUCGUGUUCAGUCGCGAUUACUAGCAGUUGAUGGUAACGAUUCUCACUCGAAAGGUUGCUUUUACUACACUAUUUUGUAUGCUGCUGGAGUAGUCAAUGAGUUAGGCCCUGAGAGUGUUGGUGCACUGUCUUGCAUCUUUGGGCUGCCAUUGUCCUUGCAAACAAGUGCAGGAGAAUGGGCUCUCGUUAUCGGCUCAGUUUCAGCAGGUUGUACUGUUGUGGUGAUGACUUGUUUACUUGGUUUUUGGUUGAGCUGGGAUGGUGGGAAAAGGGAACAGACAGUUUCAGAAGGCUUUCCAAGUUUGGAGUCUGGUUUUGAGGAUGAUGGAUUGCUGAACUGGAGGCCAAAGGCCGACUCGCUACGGUUCAAGUUUCAAGAUCUUGAGACAGCAACUGAUAAGUUUUCAGAGAAGAAUUUGAUUGGCAAAGGUCAGUUUGGAGCUGUGUACAAAGGAAAAUUACCUGAUGGAACCGUGGUUGCUGUCAAGAAAGUUAUGGAUUCAGAGUUCCAAGGAGAUGCUGAGUUUUGCAGCGAAAUAGAGAUCAUCAGCACUUUGAAGCACAGAAAUCUUGUGCCACUUAGAGGUUUCUGUGUCUCAGAUGGAGGCAACUACAGAGAAGGGGAGAGCCAUAAAUACUUGGUGUAUGAAUACAUGCCAAACGGAAACUUAGAUGACCAUUUAUUCCCACAGCGGAAAGAUCGAUACAAGACUGGGACGAGGCCAAUGACUUGGCCUCAGAGGAAAAACAUAAUUCUUGAUGUGGCUAAUGCACUAGCUUAUCUUCACUAUGGAGUGAAACCUCCUAUAUACCAUAGGGACAUUAAACCCACAAACAUACUGUUGGAUUCAUAUAUGAGAGCGAGAGUGGGGGAUUUCGGGCUGGCAAAACAAGGAAAUGAAGGUGAAUCCCAUCUCACGACCCGGAUUGCAGGAACGCAUGGUUACUUAGCCCCAGAAUAUGCUCUCUAUGGGCAACUGACGGAGAAGAGCGACGUUUAUAGCUUUGGGAUAGUAGUUCUUGAAAUCAUGUGUGGAAGAAAGGCUCUUGAUCUUUCAUCGUCGACAUUCUUGAUCACGGAUUGGGCUUGGUCGCUGAUGAAAGCUGGGAGGUUAGAGCAAGUCUUGGAUCCUUCCCUUUUGGGGUGUGAGGAUUCUGUGGUGGAUAGAAGAUAUCCCAGAAUGAUAAUGGAGAGAUUUUUGCUUGUGGGGAUUCUGUGUGCUCAUUUGAUGGUGGCUUUGAGGCCAACAAUGUUGGAUGCUCUGAGAAUGUUAGAAGGAGAUAUUGAGGUUCCAACUAUUCCUGACAGGCCAUUGUAUGGUAUGACAUGAUUGUUCCUGGAUGAACUUAUGACGUUGACAGGAUGCAUUAUUGUGUAUAGUUUGUACAGAUGGAGGCAAAGUUGAAGUAAUUGAACAACCAGAGUGAUUU